Molecule: messenger RNA, 1656 nt
Organism: Colletotrichum graminicola M1.001
Lineage: Eukaryota; Fungi; Ascomycota; Sordariomycetes; Glomerellales; Glomerellaceae
Product: ENTH domain-containing protein
Exons: 4
Coding region: 1-1656 (551 amino acids)
Biological process (GO): endocytosis; actin filament organization
Cellular component (GO): plasma membrane; clathrin vesicle coat; endosome
Molecular function (GO): phospholipid binding; clathrin binding
Source: RefSeq, a predicted model, not a curated record
AUGUCCAAGGUCAUGCGAAGCGUCAAGAACGUGACCAAGGGUUACUCCAGCGUCCAGGUCAAGGUCAGAGAAGCCACCAGCAACGACCCAUGGGGUCCGACCGGAACUCAGAUGAGCGAAAUCGCUCAACUCACGUACAAUACAUCCACCGAGUUCUAUGAGAUCAUGGACAUGCUCGACAAGCGAUUGAACGACAAGGGAAAGAACUGGAGGCACGUCCUGAAAGCGUUGAAGGUCCUGGAUUACUGCCUGCACGAGGGUUCCGAGCUCGUCGUUACAUGGGCGAGGCAGAGCAUUUACAUCAUCAAGACAUUGCGCGAGUUUCAAUACGUUGACGAAGACGGUAGAGACGUUGGCCAGAAUGUGCGUGUCGCUGCCAAAGAACUUACAGCCCUCAUCUUGGACGAGGAGAGGCUACGAGCCGAGAGAAGCGAUCGCAAGUCAUGGAAGUCUCGCGUCACCGGCCUCGAAGAGUUCGCACCUCAGCAUACUAGCCCUACGCAGCCGCGCGUCCGACGCCGGAUGAGUAACGAGGACGACACCGAGUAUAGACUUGCCAUCGAGGCCAGCAAGCACCAGGAGGAGGAGGAUCGCCGGAAAAGAGCUAGCCGUGCUGCUCACGAAACCGAAGAUGACGAUCUCGCCAAGGCCAUAAAGCUAAGCAAGGAGGAGGACGAGCGACGCCGACGUGAGAUGGAAGAUACCAAUGCUUCACUACUCUUCGAUGACACCCCCGUCCAGACGACGCAACCCCAAUACACCGGCUUCAACCAAGGGUAUCAGCAGGGAAGUGCCGUUGACUUCUUUGCGAACCCCAUCGACCAAAACCAGCUUCAGCCGCAACCCACCGGUUACAUGCCCAAUGCCUACACGGGCUAUCAGCAGCCCCAAGCGACCGGUUUCCCCAACGGCUACGGUGGUGGUGUGUAUGGAAUGCAGCAAAACAUGACUGAUCCCUACGGCCAGCAGCAGCAGGGCUUUCAACCGCAGCCAACGGGCUACAACCCUUAUGCUCAAGCACAGGUUCAGAGUCCCGCCCCCCAAGAACCUGUUGCACAGCCUGGGAGCAACAACCCGUGGUCCACUGGCUCGAUGAAGCCGGCCAACCCGAUGAAGCCCAUGCAGACGGGCUCAAACAAUCCGUUUGCCUCGUCGUUCAGCCGGCCGCAGCCCCAGAGCCAGUCGUCCAUGCCCGCUCUACCUGAGCAAAAGACCCUAUCCACUUUUAGCCAGCCCAGCUAUAGCCAGCCAAGUUUCAACCAACCGCAGACGAAUUCCAACCAAGGCGUCAACACGUUCGGGGCCCCGCAGAAGGAGCUUACUGAGCAUGAAGCGAAGCUCAAUGCUCUGCUUGCCGGAGGAGACGGUAUGGACACGUUCGGCAACACGGGCCAGACGCGUAUCCCCGCGCAGCACACGGCCCCUGGGACGUUCGUUAACAGCGCGGGCAGCGGUGCGCAACGUCUUACGGCGGAGGCGACGGGGAGCAACCCAUUCCUUCGAUCACAGUAUACAGGCAUGCCCAACAUCUCUUACGGCGGUACGCAAAUGCCUGCCGCGACGGGUCCCGCUGGUAUCAAUGGAAGCAACAACCCAUUCGCGGCAACGAGGCCACCGCAGCAGAAUUCCCAGCCGCAAGACCUCAUUCAAUUUUAA